Messenger RNA from Rhizophagus irregularis DAOM 181602=DAOM 197198, 303 nucleotides. RefSeq lists its product as uncharacterized. Lineage: Eukaryota; Fungi; Glomeromycota; Glomeromycetes; Glomerales; Glomeraceae. The record is from RefSeq and is a predicted model, not a curated record.
AUGGUAAUUAUUUAUUUAAGAUUAUUAACUAAAAUAAUUUUAAGCAAGUUUGACGACAAUCAAAUUGAAAACAGUUUUAAUAAAAACAAAAUUAUUAAAAAGAUUAAAUUAAUCGAAAAUGAAAAUAAUGAUUAUAUUAUGAAAGAAUUUGAAUUAGAUAUUGAUACAAAUUCUGAAAAACGCGCUCAGAAAAGCAAGGAAAACGUUCAGUCAAGAAGCGAAGAAGUUAAUCUUGAAAGCGAUAGAAAGGAAAAGACAGAAGGUGGGAGGAAGACGAGCAAUAAUGGGUCAUACUCUCAAUAA